Molecule: messenger RNA, 3643 nt
Organism: Paramormyrops kingsleyae
Lineage: Eukaryota; Metazoa; Chordata; Actinopteri; Osteoglossiformes; Mormyridae
Source: RefSeq, a predicted model, not a curated record
GAUGAAAGUACGUACGGAGCGAUGGGGGAAAAGAGGAUUUAGCACGCCGGGUUUGGAUAAUGCGUGUGAGCAUCUGACACGGAAGUGAAAGGGGGACGGAGCCAGUAAACAAAGGCAUGCUUUGGGAGCGGGGCAGAGAUUAGUGUAUAUUUUCAUGUGCUGACUUUUAUUAUUUUAUCUUAUUUAGGGUGAUUUUGUAACUUUUAUCAAUUCUAACUUCUCGUUCGUAUUCUGAAAGCGAUCUCCGGCUCAGUAUUAUGGACAGUGAAAACACAAAGGGAAAAGGAAGGCGGCGCCGGGACGCCCCACGGCUGCCCUCUGUAAGUGCCGUAUAAUUUGUGCUAGGCAGAGGAAGAAAAGUUUACUCAAACAUCAUUAAUUUCGUCCUGUUUGUUUAGCAAAUUCCUUCUCUCUGAAGUUAACCCCAUGUAAAUGCCCGUGUAACUCUUUAUUUGUUUAAAUAUCUGGAAUUUCUUUCUGAAAAUGGCGACUAUCAGACACAGUAUAUCAGCUUCAGUGUCAGCGAUUAAAACGAUGUAGGUCAUACUACAUACUACAGAGUACAUUUGGCUCUGUUUCCACCAAAAGCGGCGUAACUAUAAAUUCUGGGGCCCCCACCCAAUUUGGCAUAUAAUUUAACAUAUUCAAGGACCCCUGUAAAGUGAGGCCCCCCCUGCAUCUGCUGGGGUCUCCAGGCCCCUACUGUGCUCCUGUCCACCAUAUCAACUUCAAUGUCAGUAAUUAAAACAGUGCGGGGGGGCACGUGGGGGAGCUUUGGCUCUGUUUGACCGCAGAAUGAUGCUGUACUGGCUGCUGUUUCGGUGGGGGCUCUCCCCUCUGCUGUGUCCUUAAGCCUUCAGAGGUUUCUGUGCCGUGGUAAUCCCCUGAUGGGCCAGUGUAACUCAGUGUGGAUUUAGCUCAGCAUUAAGCAGGGCCACACCCCUCACCAAAUGGGGUCAGUUCUGUCCCCAGCCCCCCCGUUCCCAGGCAGGACCGAGAAGGCAGGUGGUGAGUAGCGUGCCGUUCCCGCACCCCCAGGGCGGGUGUUUAGGGAGUUUUGGGGGUGGUGCACUUCGAGUUUCAGACACUCGAAUGGAUGAAGUUUUAAAUUAGUGAAAUGACACGGAGACAGUUUUUAACUCCCUGCUGGUCGAUACCUUGUUGUGGAAUUGGGACCAUAUAAUACUCUAAUUCAUUACUGUUAAAUCAGUGACAGUACAAGGAUUACAAUAAAUUAUGUGUAUUUCAGAGCAAAUGGUGUAGUAUUUAUUUUGUAUUUUUUUGCUUCUCUCUGGAUAAUGGUGAUGAAAUAAAUCUCCAUCUCUCAAUAAUGCAUGUAUUGAGCAGUGCAUUGUGUUUCAUGGACAUAAGUUUUGGUUCAGGUGUUGCACUGGAUCAGUGCGGUUUAAUUCAAAGACUUUGAAAAACAUCUGCCUGUUUUUUUUCCCUGUUUUAUUUUGCUGUCUUUCAGUUUAUGCCAUUGGUGUUUAAUUACUAUUGGGGUUGAAAAGUUUUGGGAAUUUUCAAAGUUAGAAACUUUCCAUGGGAAUUAAUUGGAAAGGCACAAAAAUUUGCAGGUUAGCCUAUAACAGGGAACUUAAAUGUAGUUUAAAAAAACACCUUGACUGCACUAACUGUGAUGUCAUUGUGUUACCAAGAGGUUGUAAGUUGUGCAAAAGCACUUCAAAAGAAGCAUCUGCAUUGAAAUGCACUGCUUAUAAGCAAUAUUCUGUGUUGUAUUAUUCAUACAGUUUAGCUCUGAGUUCAAUAUUUCCAAAAUUCCCCAGCUUAAUUUCCCAUGGAAAGUUUCUGUCCCUUUGCAAGCCUAAUUACCAUGCUAAGUUUCUCUGAUAUUUGGAGUGAAUUACUUUAAUACUUUAUUUCAGCUUCUUUCUGCUCCUAACUCUCUGCACAUACCACAUCAAUGAAUUUAUUCCCCUUGGUCAUUUCAGCAUGAGCCACGCGCCUUGCCCCCAUUGCCAAGCGAAGACACUGGAGGUGAGUUUGCUGAAGGAGAUCUCCAUAGUGCUCAGGGCCAGAAGCUGGUGACCUUGUCUCGUCAGACAGUGAAUAUCCUGCAGUACUUGUGUUGCAUUUUAUUACCGAGGCACCAUUCAGCUUCGGGAAGGUCACUGGUUUUCAUCCCACCUUUGUAGACAGGUAGCUAGUUGAAUUAUCUCCUGUAGACUGGAAGAGCUCCCUAAAGCCUCAUCAUCCUCGUUGUAUGACUUUUGGUUUUAUUGCACCUUUCGAUUUGCAGUUUGUCGCUUUAUUCCCUCAGACGAAAUGCCACUCGCCAAAACCCGCAGGAGGAAGCAUAAAAGGGAGGCCAAUGAAGCAGGAGAUGCCGAGGGUGGGUUAUGAAAACAGUGUAUGAACCAGGGGUGGAAAUGGAUCGAGUUACCAGUGGAAGGCAGUCUGAAAGCCAGGAGCCCCUCACUCCAGAACACCAAGAAGUCGCUCCACACAGGAGAAGGAAGAAGAAGAAGAUGCAAGCCAUUGAUGUGGAUGAAGACAACCUAGUGAAUGGGGAUGGCGAAGGGCAUCACACAGAUGGAGAGGAACUGACCCGGAAAAACAGAAAAAAGAAGAAGCCCAAAAUGGCCGAGAUGCAGUAUGUGAGUGAUCUUGACGUGCAAGAUGACGACAUUGUAACAGAUGUCCAGGCACCAGUCCCCCAGAUUUCUCUGUUUUCAGCCCCGACUGGCCAUAGCCAGCCUGUCAGCAAAGUGUUUGUGGAGAGGAGCAGACGGUUCCAGGCCGCAGACCGCUUUGACCUGGGCAGAUCCAUUGGCCAGGUGGAGGACUACAUGGAGGUCAGACCCUUGUGGAGCACCAGGGACGUGGCCAUGAAGGUGCACAGUGGAUUCAGAGUAAUAGGACUCUUCUCACAUGGGUUCUUGGCGGGUUAUGCGGUAUGGAACAUUAUCAUGGUGUACGUCCUGGCCGGCGACCAGCUCACGGCCUUGCCCAACUUUCUCCAGCAAUACCACAUGCUCGCCUACCCAUACCAGUCCCUCCUCUACCUCCUGCUGUCCAUCAGCAUCGUCUCCGCCUUCGACAGGGUGAACCUGGCUGAGGCUUCAGUGGCCCUCAGGAGCUUCCUCACUCUGGAUCCCGCAGCACUUUCCUCCUUCUUGUACUUUGCAGCACUGAUCCUCUCACUCAGCCAGCAGAUGGCCAGCGACCGCAUCAACCUCUAUACCACCGGCAAUGAGACCUUGUGGCCCCCAGGCUCCGAGCACCAAGUCCUACAGCCCUGGAUUGUGGUGAACCUAGUGGUGGCUGUACUGGUCAGUCUGGCCUGGAUCUUCAUCUCCACUAGGCAUGAUGUGGACUUCACUGAGGAAUUCUUAUUGGCAAUGGAUGUGGACGGCUGUAUAAGACAGGAAGAGAAACCAGAGGUCCUUGCCUGAAGGAGUUUCCUGUCCAGCUUUCUUCCUGCCCAUUUUAGAUAAUUUCCACCUUAUUCUAAAUACUUGCUCCUCAGCGUAUCGCUGAAACGAUAUAAAGGAUUGGCUGUUACCCAAGGUGUUUAUUCUGGUGCUUUUAAGAAACUAUUUUUGUAUCUGUAAACUGUAUAUAUGCUUUUUGUUGCACUAAGUAAAUCUCUUAAAAAAUACAGUAUUGUCCUAAUUUUUAA